GGUGCUGGUAUCCCGACGCGCGCCCAGGCCCGAGGUGUGCUUGCUGGGCGCCGCGCGCGCGCAGACCAGGCGCGGUGAACAGGGCCCAGCCCCGCUCGCCCCUACGGGCUACGACCCCGGCAUGAGGCCGAUGAGCCUUUCGGGAUCGGCGGGGCCCGCCGGGCCGCCCAUGUCCGCCUACCCGGCCGUGCCCACGCAGCGGCUGCUGUCGCCCGCGCGCGCGCCGCCCCCGGCCAUGGCGGCGGACCAGCCGAGGUACCGGGACGACUUCCGACACGGGGGCCGGGAGGUCCGGGCCCCCGGCCCCGCCUCGGGGGGCUGGGAGUCGAGGGCGCCGCGCCUGGAACAGGAGCGAUAUGCGGCACCGCCCACGCAGAGACUGGACGCCGACGACCAGUGCGACGACGAGUGCCUAGACGCGGACCACUGCGGUGCGGAGAACAGGCCCCCGAACCCGGAGAACCUCGUGUGCGGCAUGGACGUCCGGCCUCUGCUGCCCGUCGCGCUGGCCGUGUCCACCGUGCUGGGGGAACGGCGAGCUGAACCCGAUGCGCUACUGGUUGCGGAGGAUAUCAAAGACUAUGGGAGUAUGAUAGCACAGAUCCAGUGGCUCGGACGUGAGAGAGUCGACCUGAUGCGGCCGCGGGUGCGUCUGUACAAAGCGCGCCCUUCCUUCCCCAACCGUUGCUGAUGCGAUGCUAUGCCUGAAGAUCGCCCGACAUCUUAAGAGCACGGCCAGUCGGAGAAUCGUUGUCUGGCCCCACGACCCCGCUAGUGUUAUUUUUGCUGCCGUUUCGGAUGCUGGAGGCCCCGGUUCGGCUCGCAGGAAUUGUGGUCAGGGAGGGUGGAUGGUGUUCGCUGCCGAUGCUGCGAUCAGGCAGACAGAGCAAGCGCGUUCGAGUUUCUCUCCUCAGCUGGCGCUCAACUCGACUAAAGCGUGUGAUAGCUUCAACAGGAGCGGUCAGGACCACGGUGUGACUUGUCUCUCUCGGCUGCACUGGCCGAGGCUCAGUGGAUAUCCAUUCUGUUGCGCGACGCCCUGUUUGGUGACGUGCGCCGACCAGACUGGCACUGGUCACAGGCCCCUUUUUUUCAGUUGUGCUGAGCAAAGACUGCAUUCUCUCGGAUGGAGUCUCAUCCUUCUCCGUUGUCGAUGCAAAGUCGGUCUCGCCACUCUGCCGGGAGUCUGGCCUAUCGUUGUAAUGCCAUCGAACUGGCGGUUGCGCGCGACAGUUUGAGCACUUUCGGAUCGCAAGUAAGAUGGGUACCGCACGGAAGAACGGCAGCGGACUGUCUCACUAAGGCGGACCCUUCGCGAGGCAACCUCUCGCUGUGUGAUCUGUUGAC
Molecule: messenger RNA, 1347 nt
Organism: Prorocentrum cordatum
Lineage: Eukaryota; Dinophyceae; Prorocentrales; Prorocentraceae
Source: the annotation of a GenBank genome assembly